Molecule: messenger RNA, 1728 nt
Organism: Salmo salar (Atlantic salmon)
Lineage: Eukaryota; Metazoa; Chordata; Actinopteri; Salmoniformes; Salmonidae
Product: pyroglutamyl-peptidase 1
Biological process (GO): proteolysis
Cellular component (GO): cytosol
Molecular function (GO): pyroglutamyl-peptidase activity
Source: RefSeq, a predicted model, not a curated record
CUCAGCGAGAAAAACAAAACGCGAAAAGCAGCUCGAGAAAUAGAUGACUGCUUUGGAAGGACAGCAAAAUCGGAGACAGGAAAGCUGCGUUCUUUGUUAAAUGUAGAAUAACAAUCGAAAACAUUCUCUACAGAUACGAAGAAUAUGGACAAUAGUAAGCGGAAUGUUGUUGUAACAGGGUUUGAGCCAUUUGGAGCGCACACCAUUAAUGCCAGUUGGGUAGCAGUCCAGGAACUGAAAAAGCUGGGCUUGGGAAAGGACGUAGACCUGCAUGUGUAUGAGGUGCCUGUCGAGUACCAGGCAGUCCAGAGUUUGGUUCCGUCAUUAUGGAAGCAGUAUCAUCCCCAGUUAGUGGUCCAUGUUGGAGUCUCGGGUAUGGCCACCACCGUUACCUUGGAGAAAUGUGGCCGUAACCAUGGCUACAAGGGUCUGGACAACAGCCGUUUCUGUCCCCAUUCUCAGUGUUGCAUUGAGGGGGGUCCUGACUGCAUUGACUCUGUUAUUGACAUGGAAUCGGUCUGCAAGAGAGUGACAGCCUCUGGCCUAGGUGUAGCAGUGUCCGUCUCAAAAGAUGCUGGCAGAUACCUCUGUGACUUCACCUACUACACCUCUCUGUACCUGAGCCAUGGGCGCUCAGCGUUCGUCCACGUGCCUCCCAUAGCAAAGCCUUAUAGUGGAGAGGACUUGGGUAGAGCCCUUCAAGCCAUCAUACAAGAGAUGCUGGACAUGCUAGACAGAGCCGGAGAGAAGAUCCACUGCCAGCACGUGCACUAAGUGACAUGUUAGACCGAGCCGAAGAGAAGAUCCACUGCCAGCAUGUGCACUAAGUGACCUGCGAAAGCCAACUGCCUUUACCCCUUACACACAGGAGAUAUUAUGCAGUUAACCACAAAUAGCCCAAUAACGGUUUUGUUUUAUUACCUCUUCUGGUGCAAAUUAGGAAAUGGCAACGAAACAGACACUUCCAGUUGACUUAUUCCACAGAAAUGUUUUCACGUUCUUCGUUGAUGUUGCCUCAAGCACUUUACCUGGCCCAGCAGUUUUUUUAUCUUAGUAGUUAUGGAUAGAGGUGAGGUGAGUAGAGUUGAUCCAGGUAUAGUGUUUAGGUGUAACUUGAGCUUUCUCCACAUCCUGUCUAGAUAGCAAGAGUUGCUUCCGUGUUCUGGGGAAUUGAACUGGAAUUACAGGAAUUGACAGAAGGGAGCCAGCCACCUGCUUGUGUUAAGAGUGCUAAUCUUUUUUAAUCUGUUUUCAUGGUUUCAUGGUUUUGGCUCUUUAUCCAUACUUUCACUGUAAUAUCAGAAACAGUGUAUAGAAAAGCCCUUUUCUACAUCAACUCACUGUACAAGUUCCACAUUAUUUAUUGGGGUCUUUCCUUUUUCCUUUUAGUUAUUUUAUGGGGAAUUUCUGCCUUUGGUUGUUAAUCAUCAUCUUGAAGAGUUGUUUUUCUUACCAGACUUUUCAUUGAAGUCUGAGGCAUCCACUUGUUGGUACUACUUAAGUCAUGCUAGUACUUCCUGGAUUUAUGUAUAUUAUGAAAUGGUGCUUUCAUAAGGUGUUUAGCUGGAUUUAUAUGUUCUGAAUGUACCUGAAACAUUUUCUGUAAAGCAUUAUUUAAAGAGAAAUUCACAUUGUUUUUGCAUAUUUCCCCCGUUCGUUAUCUGAACAUCUUUGUUUGUCGUUUUUUGUUAAAAAAAUUAUGAUAAUAAUUUCAGAUAGUUGAUAACU